Ceraceosorus bombacis is the source of this 937-nucleotide messenger RNA. The record is from the annotation of a GenBank genome assembly. NCBI's taxonomy places the organism in Eukaryota, Fungi, Basidiomycota, Exobasidiomycetes, Ceraceosorales, Ceraceosoraceae.
AUGGCGUCUCCUGCAUCCACCGAACAGCCAAUUUCCGUGCUGAUGGUCUGUCUAGGCAACAUCUGUCGGUGAGAGAUCAUUUCAACAUCAUUUCUGUCUGAGCUUGGAUCGCUUGGAGGGCUGACGUUCCGCGAUCUCAUCGAUGCUCGCGCAGGAGCCCGAUGGCAGAAGCGGUGUUCAAGGAUACCGUGCACAAACAUCCAUCGGAACAAGUUCGCAAGGCUUUUGGUCAGAUCGAUAGCGCUGGUACUGGAGCGUAUCAUGCGGGAGACGAUGCGGAUCCUAGGUGAGGAGCUCGGCGUCAAGACAUAGAGGACAGGAGGACCGCCGUCUGUUCGAGGCAUACAUUCUGGCUUUUGUUCGGGAGAUCGACUUCCCUUUCCCCGAAACGGACGUCGAUCUGACCUUCUUAUGUCGUGCAUCAUCGGCAGGACACAGGCCGAGCUGCGAUCGCAUGGGAUUAGAAGCACGUGUCGCGCUCGCAAGGUGACACAAGCAGACUUUCGAAAUUUUGAUUGGAUCUUUGGCAUGGAGUGAGUAGGCCCAUUGUAAGAUCUCACCACAGUAUGCGCAAAUGGCAACACAUGCUGAAACAGUGACUCGUUGUCCUGUGCUGCGCCGCAAAAUCAGCACUUCGAACGUCCGAUCAUUGCGAGCCUCUGCACCCAGAAAUUCGCGCGCGCGUGUUGAAAUAUUCGGAGUUUUCGAUGAUUCUAGACCCAUCGCGGAUCCUUACUAUGGCGGUGACGAUGGAUUCAAAGAAUGCUACUUGCAAUGCGUCCGGUGAGUUGUCUGUAGACUUGUGCGCCGUCGUAGGUUGUGGACGUGUCCUGCAGCUGACAUCCUUGGAAUCGGCUUGCAACAUAGAUAUUCGAAUGCUUUCCUGAAGCAUCUAGGAUUCCCGCUAGCUGCAGAAGAUCCAAAUUCAGCUCUUUGA